Molecule: messenger RNA, 851 nt
Organism: Zea mays
Lineage: Eukaryota; Viridiplantae; Streptophyta; Magnoliopsida; Poales; Poaceae
Exons: 3
Coding region: 156-851 (231 amino acids)
Source: RefSeq, a predicted model, not a curated record
CUGAUCCGGGAGUGGAAUGCGGUUACUUGGUGAAACAUGAGAAAGGCGAUGGGACAUUUUGCUGGGCACAACACGCAUUCAAGGUGGUGGCUGACAAAGCAGCAGGCGUGUAUAAAUGCGAAUGCAUACAGUGGGAGCAUACAGGUCUGUUCUGCAUGCACAUAAUAAAGGCAUUCACCCACCUCCAAGUCCAAAACAUACCUGAAAAGUACAUUCUGAAGCGAUAUACACGUAAUGCAAGAUCUGUGGUUCCGUGGGACCGGCACGAUGUGAGUGUUGGUGGUCAAAAUGAGACAGAGCAGUCAAGGUUGUCGAAGCUGCUGCCAAAGUUAAUGCGACUGGGAAGAGCGGGAAGCAAAUCUGAUAGAGCAUACACUGAAACUAUCAGGCACAUCGACAUGAUAACUCCUGGGAUUGAGCUUCUACGAACAGCGGAGAUUGGUCCGAUUGGUCCGGACGAAGCAACAAAUACUGAGUUGCAGCAAGAUGCAGAAGGACGGCGGAAUAUUGGUCCCAUUGCACCAACACAACAAAGUUCUGACAACAAUAUAGAACCUGUUGUGAUGCCAACUGGACCUACACCACCACCAGAAUCGGGCCUGAAUCCAGAUUCUGCAAACUGCCUCACUGAUCUAAGAUUGACUGAACCGCCAGUGUCGCGCACGAAGGGUAGGAAGUCUGCCAGUGGGGCUAAAUGUGCUAAAAAUAGUGUGGAACCUGCUAAUCCAUACAGCACAUAUAGUGGUGGUCAAGGGCUCCACCUCGCCGGUGGGUACAGAACACAAACAUAUACAUUGGUUGCAACUGCAAUGGCUGGGAUUUUUCAAACAAUAUUGGAAACUGCAGUUUAG